Ylistrum balloti is the source of this 900-nucleotide messenger RNA. Its product is annotated as basement membrane-specific heparan sulfate proteoglycan core protein-like. Gene Ontology annotation, cellular component: neuron projection membrane. Gene Ontology annotation, biological process: synapse organization. Lineage: Eukaryota; Metazoa; Mollusca; Bivalvia; Pectinida; Pectinidae. The coding region runs from base 1 to 900 and encodes 299 amino acids. The record is from RefSeq and is a predicted model, not a curated record. The transcript is spliced from 8 exons.
AUGAAAAGCUCUCUUUGCUGGAUCUACCGGAUUAUCAAGUGGUCCUCCAUACUUCUUGUCAUUCCAUUCGCUCAAGGUGUCAGCUUAAUUCGUCAUCACGCAAAACCAAUUUUUCUCCCUACUCCAAAGAAUAUCACCGUACACCUUGGUCAGACAGCCCACCUCAAGUGCAAGAUCAAAUAUUUGGGCACCAGAACUGUGCAGUGGAGGAAAAUUCCCGACAACUAUCCAUUGACGAUAGGGGCAUUGCCGUUUUCCCCACGGGAGGAGAUUAGUAUAAAUCAUCGUGAUAUGGAGGAGCUGACUUCUCAAUGGACUUUAGUCAUCAAAGGUACCUCGAUCGCAGACACGGGUAGCUACGAGUGUAAAGUAAGCGCCAGUAAAACACAGCCGUAUAUAGUUCAUCUAAAUGUUCUAGAUAAACCUGUAGAUAUAGAAAAAACAAUCUGGCUGCAAGGGACGGAGUUCGUAAGUGUUAAACAGAUGAUAAACCUUACGUGCAAUGCCACUGGUGUGGACCGAGCACCAGAACACAUAGACUGGUUUCAUAACGGCCACAUUGUGCAUCAAAGUGACCCAAAGUGGGAGAAUCGACUCAAGAUAGUAAUGUUCCAGCCGCAGGUUCCGGGGAGAUCACUGAUUAGUCAGCUGAUUAUAAAUUUCAGUGUCUCAACAGACCAGGGGAACUAUGUCUGCCGGAGCUCCGAAAAGAAAACUACGAGUUUAAACGUGCAUGUUCUCAACGCUGAAAAAGACAAUAUAAAGAAAAGAUUUGAUUACGAACCUUCGCGAACACCUAAUCCAGACGAUAGUCCACAGGAAACCAGAGAAAGUAACGCAGCACACCUUACAACAAACUGUGUAUUACUGUUCCUAUCAUUUGUAUUGGCGGUUAGGUGA